Didymella exigua CBS 183.55 is the source of this 306-nucleotide messenger RNA. RefSeq lists its product as uncharacterized. Lineage: Eukaryota; Fungi; Ascomycota; Dothideomycetes; Pleosporales; Didymellaceae. The coding region runs from base 1 to 306 and encodes 101 amino acids. The transcript is spliced from 2 exons. The record is from RefSeq and is a predicted model, not a curated record. Gene Ontology annotation, molecular function: S-adenosylmethionine-dependent methyltransferase activity; O-methyltransferase activity.
AUGCGCUCUCGAACUCCAAACAGCAAAGGUCUCCCUGGUAUCGCCGUGUCACCUUCGCAGGGCAAAUACCUCCAGCUGCAAGCGCGCAUGCUGAAGGCAAAGAACAUCCCCGAAGUCGGUACCCUCGGUGGCUAUUCAACCAUUUGGCUCGCCAAUGCAAAGGCUGGUGUAGUUGAUCGAGUGGAUGUGCGUCUCGGCCCUGGAGCCGAAGUCUUGCCUAAGAUCGUGGAGGAGGUCAAGCAGGGCAAGUUGGACAAGUUCCAGCUCGUCUUCGUCGGUGCAGAUAAGGAGAAUAACUGGAGCUAA